AGCAGCGGUGUCCGGCGGCAGCAGCACGGAGCAGCGGGGCGACGAGCGGAGCCACACCGAGCACCGACAGCUGAGGAGCGGCCGAAGCUCCGGUUCUCUCCCCGGACUUCAGCAGCUGUUACCGGCCCUUCUCCGCCUCCUCUCGAUCAACUGCGGACGAAUAACGGAGUUACCGAGAAGUGAAGUCCAGACACCGGGAGCAUGAAGAAGAACUGCUCCGGAAAACGGGGUCCACAGGACUCUGCUUUGCAGAACCUUCAGCCCGAUAAAGUGGGGUGGAUCCGAAAGUUCUGUGGGAGAGGGAUCUUCAGGGAGAUCUGGAAGAACCGGUUCGUGGUUGUUCGAGGAGAUCAUCUGUUCAUCUGUGAGAAGGAGGUGAAGGAGCCGGGUCGGGCUGACGAGCUGUUUGAUCUUUCUGAUUACGAACGCUGUGAAGAAAUACGCAAGAACAAGAGUCGCAGCAAAAAGAGUCACAGCAAGUUCCGACUGCAGCGCUGCAGCUCGCCAGGCAACACGGCUCCGAACCUGAUCUUCCUGGCCGUCAGUCCUGAGGAGAAAGAAUCCUGGAUCCACGUCCUGAACAUCUCCAUCACCAGAGCAAGGAACCGGAUCCUGGACGAGGUCACCGCCGACGAGUCGCAGCUUUCUCAUCUGACCCGGGAUCGAGUGAAGAUUCCUCACAACCGCCGGCUGCCGACCAGAGGCCACCUGCUGGCCGUGGCCUCCACGUCGUUGUCGGAGGGGACUUUGACUUUGGACCUGAUUCAGGAGGAACCCGCUCCGUCAAAGGGAGCAGUCGUUUGCGAUGCGCUCAGGGUCAACCUGGACACAUGUCUCCUUAGUUCAGACUGUCCCAGGUCCAAAACUGAGGGCACUCUUUCUACCAGGGCCGCUGAGGCUUCUGGGAAAUCCCACAGCCUUCCACGUGAGGUGGCCGUGGUGUGGGAGCAAACCCCUCAGCCAGCGACGCGUCUGAAGACGACAGAGAAGAAUCGCUGCGUCUCCAUGGACGAGAUUCUUUCACAUUCAGAGACUAAAGUUUCAAACAGAGAGACUGUGACCAGGUCAACAUCCAGCGCCACCGUGACGCUGAUCCAGCAGCUGCAGGAGCUGAUCGGCCAGAAGCUGCAGAAGACGGAGCAGCUGCUGACAGAGGUGCGGUGGGAGGUGAAGGGGGAGGAGCCGGCCGAAGCAGAGAAACUCCUAAAGGAGGCAGCGACCGCCUGGCGUCAGGCCCGCGAAGUUCUGGAGGAGGUCAAGGAGCUGAGGGCAUUGUAUCGAGAACUGGACUCGUCUUCCCCCCUCAGUAAGAAACCAAACCCAGACGUCAGAACCUGAUGGGACUCAGUCUGGUUCAAAACCGGUUCAGUCUGGACCAGAGACAUUCAGGGUCAGGAGACAGUUCAGUGUCCAGUGAUGUGAAACGUUCCCAGAAGACCAGGAGCAGAAAUCCAGCUGAGGUCACGAUUCCGUCCACUUACCCGACCUCUCUGAUCGGACGGAAGGAAAAUGUGCCAACACAAUUUAGACCCAAAGAAGAACCUCAGAUUCUAAGUCUCCUUCAUUUCUGAAGAGGAUGAAGUUUUAUGCAACUGGACACGAAACUGGAGAACAGACGGUACGAAUUCCAUUUCCUCCAAAUGUGACGGAGUCUCCAUCACACGGAGAAGGUUCUGACUUUUAAAUGGACGAAGGUAACAUGAAGUUACAGGUUCAACGUGAAGGAGUUAGUGACAUUAUAUUUCGAGACAUCUAGUGGUGAAGUUGGAUAUUACAAUCAACUUAACCCGGAGGAGACUAGAAGUGGGAGGAGCAGCAGAACAUGACGUGUACAUUCUGUUAGUUUCCACCUUGUAGCUUAGGGAGCGCAGUAAGGAAACAAAACACAGCUCAGAUUCACUUAAAGUGAGACUCAAUGAUCUGGAUCUCCCAGGUUCUGUUGGUCCUGGUUGUUUCGGGUCUCAGUUAAAGAUCAGAUGAAUAUGUCCUCAAAUACAAAAACCUUAUUUACAGACACUGACAGAAACAAAUCACAUGAGGUCAAGAUUAAUUAAUUAAUGUUCUGAGGCAAAGUCAGUAAAAUCUCUUUAAGGGUAAGAACUUGCUGAGUCAUCACUCAUUUUAUGUUCCUCACGUCUGAUCUGUUUUUUCUGACAUGAUUUUGAAAUGAUGAUCAAAGGCCCGAUGGUGAAACUUAGAUUUUAUCAGAAUAAAGUCAAUUUUGUAAGAUGGAAACUUUGAUUGAAUAAAACGACAGUUUGCUCCAUAAA
Molecule: messenger RNA, 2270 nt
Organism: Pleuronectes platessa (European plaice)
Lineage: Eukaryota; Metazoa; Chordata; Actinopteri; Pleuronectiformes; Pleuronectidae
Gene: plekho1b
Product: pleckstrin homology domain containing, family O member 1b
Exons: 6
Coding region: 202-1338 (378 amino acids)
Biological process (GO): regulation of myoblast fusion
Cellular component (GO): muscle cell projection membrane; ruffle membrane
Source: RefSeq, a predicted model, not a curated record